Molecule: messenger RNA, 616 nt
Organism: Stomoxys calcitrans (stable fly)
Lineage: Eukaryota; Metazoa; Arthropoda; Insecta; Diptera; Muscidae
Gene: Gbp3
Exons: 1
Coding region: 82-531 (149 amino acids)
Source: RefSeq, a predicted model, not a curated record
AUUUCAAGUGCGAUAGUCUUGACACGCGGCUUGUAAAGAACACCACCCAAUCGUUGUUUGAUUGAAAAAAACUUUUGAAAAAUGCUAAAAACGUAUUUAGCGAUAUUUUUAUUUGCUGGCCUCUUGGCUUCAUUGGGCUACUGUGAGACUACUACCACAACAACACAGAGUUCAAAUGCCGUAGAAGAGGAGGAAAGCGCUCGUUUCCCUGAUGGAUAUAUUGUUUCGAAAAAUUUACCAGAACUUGAACCCGGCUGCUCAUUGAGCUUCAAGUGCAAGCGCAAAUUACAAAACGCCGAACAACCAAAGCCCUGUGUGCAAACAUGUGUCGACAGCUUGGUGUGCAAUCAUCAAAAGCGACCUAUCCAAAAAUAUUUCUAUUGUGUCAACUUCAACGAGGAACUUGUCGCCCAAGAACAUGAUAUUGCAAUUUCCAAGCAGAAGAAAGGCGGCAAGGUGGCCAUGAUUGACUUCCCCUGCCAACCAGGUUAUCUGCCUGACAGCCGAGGACGUUGUCGUGAAGUUUGGUAAUUGCGCUGAAUGGGGAUUUACUUUUGCAAUGGAUUCAAGAUUAGCCGUAGUGUAUGUUAUCAGUGAAUUAUUUUAUUUCAUUAUA